Molecule: messenger RNA, 1229 nt
Organism: Cebus imitator (Panamanian white-faced capuchin)
Lineage: Eukaryota; Metazoa; Chordata; Mammalia; Primates; Cebidae
Gene: DCDC2C
Product: doublecortin domain containing 2C
Exons: 10
Coding region: 1-1074 (357 amino acids)
Biological process (GO): intracellular signal transduction
Cellular component (GO): microtubule organizing center; microtubule
Source: RefSeq, a predicted model, not a curated record
AUGGGCACCCGCGGGCCCCCCGCGCUGCUGGACACCACGCCCGCCAAGACCAUCGUGGUGUACCGCAACGGGGACCCGUUCUCCCCGGGCAGGAGGUUCGUGCUGCCGCGGCGCCGCGGCGCCACCUUCGAGGCGCUGCUGGAGCAGCUCACGGAGCAGGUGGACGUCCCGUUCGGCGUGCGCCGCCUCUUCACGCCCACGCGGGGGCGCCCGGUGCUGGCGUUGGACGCGCUGCAGGCGGGCGGCAAGUACGUGGCGGCGGGCCGCGAGCGCUUCAAGGAGCUCGAUUAUGUUCAUAUAGUUCCCCGAAAACCUGCGAAGAUAAGGAAGUUGAAGGAGAUCAAACCGGUGGUGCAUUGUGAUAUAAAUGUGCCUUCCAAGUGGCAAACAUAUCAUCGUAUAUCCCGACAUAUAAAUGUUUUUACAAAUGGAAGAUUAUUUAUUCCACCUGCAAAAAUUAUUAUACCCAAAUUUAGUCUGUCUGAUUGGGACAUCGUGCUGGCCAUGAUUGGAGAAAAAGUCUUCCCUCUAGGAGGCGUCCGGAAAUUGUUUACAAUGGAUGGGCAUCUAUUGGAUAACUCAAAGGAUUUGCAAGACAAUCACUUUUAUGUUGCUGCCGGACUGGAGACCUUCAAGCAUUUUCCUUACUGGAAGUCUCCGAGGGUGCCCAGCGAGGUCCAACAAAGGUAUGCGAAUGUUGAAAAACACCUACAGAGAAAGAAAAAAGUAAAUAACGUUUUAAAACAAGUGGAUGCCAAAGGAAAAGAACCUCGUAAAUAUGAUGGCAUACCCCCUAAAACACAGGAUUCUGUUUACCAUGCCAAGGAAGAAAAGAAGAAAACAUUGGUAGAGCCUUUAGUCGAAAGGGGAGCAGAAGGUGAUGUGUAUAAAGCACCAACUCCUAGCAAGGAAACCCAAGGAGCGCUGGAGGUCAAAGAGGACGGCCACGUGCAGCUGGAGGUGCCUGUGGACCAGAGACCAGCUGAGGUAGUUAAAGAAGAUGAAGAGAUACAUGAGAAUACCCCCGAUUUUGAGGGCAACAAGAUGGCCCGGGAGUGGAAACCUGUAGAUUAAAAAAACCACCUUUAUUAUCUACCUGAAGUCCACUUUUCUUCAACUAUGGGGCUUCCAUCUCACAUAUGGACAUUUUAACAGCAAGAAAAUCACAUCUGGGGUGAAACUAAAGUCCCACACAGUGGUGUCUUCUCAAAAGCUAAGGACGAGGUUUC